Molecule: messenger RNA, 3129 nt
Organism: Momordica charantia (bitter melon)
Lineage: Eukaryota; Viridiplantae; Streptophyta; Magnoliopsida; Cucurbitales; Cucurbitaceae
Product: receptor-like protein EIX1
Molecular function (GO): protein binding
Source: RefSeq, a predicted model, not a curated record
AGUUGCACUAAACUUCAUAUCGAUCAAAAUGGAUGGAGUACUUGAAUUUAGCAGAGCUUUUCAAAUUCUUAUCUUCUUAUCAUUAUUCUUCAUGCCAACCAAAACCAUGCACAGCUUCAUCAAUUCAUCGUCAAAUGCACCCUGCAUUGAAAUCGAGCGGGACGCGCUUCUGAGAUUCAAGAAAGAGCUCACAGAUCCCUCAAAUCGUCUUUCUUCUUGGGUUCCUCAAACAGAUUGCUGCGAAUGGGUUGGAAUUCGUUGCGAUGGUUCAACCGGCCAGCUGAAGCGGAGUGGAUUACUUCUGAAAACUACACGUUGAAGGGAAAUUUAAGCGACUCCAUCGUGAAUUUGAGGCAUGUAAGCCGUAUCGACUUGAGUUACAAUGAUUUUGGAGGGAUUCAGAUUCCAAGUUUUUUGGGAUCGCUCGUAAGUUUGAAUUAUCUCAACCUCACAGGAUCGGGAUUUCAAGGGUUGAUACCUCAUCAACUUGGAAAUUUAUCCAACUUGCAACAACUUGGUUUGCGAGGUAAGUCUCCAUUCUCUGGACCUAAAUUGUACAGUGAAAAUCUUCAUUGGCUUCAAGGUCUUGGUUCAUUGUUGAGUUUGGAUUUGAGCUAUGCAAACCUUAGCAAAGCGUCUGAUUGGUUGUUGGAGAUCAAUAAGCUUCCUUCUCUAGUGGAAUUGCGUUUGUCUAAUUGUGAGUUGAGUCAUAUUACUCCAUUGAAUCAUGUCAAUUUCACUUCCCUCUCUGUUCUUGACAUUUCAUCAAACAACUUCAAUGCAUUCUUACCCAAAUGGAUAUCAAAUCUUGGUAGCCUUGUUUCACUUGAUUUAAGUCGAAGUGAUUUCGAAGGUCCACUUCCCAGAGGUUUUUCGAACUUGACAUCCCUCCAAAACCUUAACUUAGAACAUAAUUUCUUGAAUUCUUCGCUACCAGAAUGGUUGUUUAGUCUCAAAAGCAUCACUUCUAUGACGAUGGGGCUUAAUGAGUUUGAAGGUCCGAUUCCAUGUGCUAAUCAAAAUUUGUCGGCCCUUACAUAUCUUGAUCUUUCAGAUACUAAUAUCAAUUACAUUUCCACCAUACCUAGUUGUCUGUAUUCUCUCCAUAAUCUUCAAUACCUAAUCCUUCGCACUCUUUUCUUGCAAGGAGAGAUCUCAGAGGAUAUUGUCAACCUUACUAAUUUGGUUUCUCUUGACCUUUCAUCGAAUAUACUCAAUGGGAGCAUACCAAGCUCAAUAGGAACUCUUUCCAAGUUAAGGAGUAUUUCUCUGUCAGGAAAUUCAUUUCGCCAAAAAUUGUCACAAGUCGUUGACAUCUUUUCUGCCGGUUGCCUUGGAAAGAGUUUGAGAUAUCUUGACCUUCGGGGUAAUUUCAUUUCUGGUCCCAUUCCCGAGUCGAUAGGAAAUUUAUCUUCAUUGGAAAUUUUGGAUCUUUCUAGAAAUGAAUUGAACGAAAUUCUUCCAAAAAGCAUGGGAUCUCUGUCGAGUUUAAAAGAACUAAGCAUUGCUUACAAUCGCUUGGAAGGUAUUGUAUCAGAAAUUUACUUUAUCAAUCUUGUGAAUUUGACGAAGUUGUAUAUGUCUGGAAAUAAUUUGACAUUGAGUUUCUCAAUUGGAUGGAUUCCUCCAUUUAAUCUUGGUAGAAUAUAUUUGAGAUCUUGCAACUUGGGUCCUCAAUUUCCCAAAUGGCUCAAAUCACAGAAGAAUCUUUAUGAGCUUGAUCUAUCACAUGCUAGAAUUUCAGACACGGUUCCAUAUUGGUUUUGGAGUUUCUCUACUUCAUGCUCAUACUUAAACCUCUCCCACAAUCAACUGUUUGGUAAAAUUCCUCAUAUACUUCUUAAUUCUCCGUCUAGUAUGGUCUACCUCAGUUCCAAUAAAUUUGAUGGUGACUUGCCUCGUGUAUCAUCUAAUGUUAUAGAGCUUGAUCUUUCAAAUAAUUCCUUCUUUGGAAACAUGUCUCACUUCUUGUGUCAUUCAAGAAGUCAAGAAAAUCAAUUGAAGAUUCUUUAUCUUGGAGACAAUCUUUUAUCAGGAAAUAUUCCAGACUGUUGGACAAAGUGGAUGUCGUUAAAAGUUGUGAAGUUGGACAACAAUAAUUUAUUUGGAAAGCUACCAAGCUCCAUGGGGUCUCUAAACGACCUGCAAUCUUUGCACCUACGCAACAACAGCCUUUCUGGAGAAAUCCCUUCGGCUCUUAAAAAUUGCUUGAGUUUAUGGACUUUGGAUCUUGGUUUAAAUGCAUUCCAAGGAAACAUUCCAACAUGGAUUGGGACAAAUCUCUCGAAUCUCAAGGUUCUUGGACUUCGAUCGAACAAGUUGAGUGGUUUAAUCCCAGAUGAACUUUGUAACCUCUCAUCUCUGCAAAUCAUGGACAUUGGCAACAACACUUUAACUGGGUCUAUACCACAUUGUUUUGGAAAUUUUACCGCCAUGGCUACCAAAAGGAGUUCAUUUGGACAAAUAUUUUAUUCCUUUUACUAUGGCGAAUUUUUGGAGAAUGCAUUUGUGAUAACUAAAGGAGAAGAGUUCCAGUACAACAACAUCCUGACCCUCAUGACUAGCAUGGACCUUUCAAGCAACAAAUUAUCGGGAGAAAUCCCUCACGAAAUUACUAGUCUCUUGGGGUUGAGAUCGUUAAACCUCUCUAGAAACAAUCUAAGAGGAAGUAUUCCACAACAAAUUGGAAGCAUGACAAACAUGGAGUCUCUCGAUUUCUCAAGAAACCAACUCUCGGGGCAAAUACCAACAAGUAUGUCGAAGUUAACAUUCUUGAAUCACUUGAACUUGUCGCACAACAACUUGUCGGGUCCAAUUCCAACCAGUACACAACUCCAAGGCUUAGAUCCAUCCAGCUUCAUUGGCAACGAGCUAUGUGGACCUCCACUGACCAACAGUUGCAAAAGGGAAAAAAGGACAACACCAGAAACAAAAAAUGGAGAAGCAAAAGAAGAUGAUGAAAAAUAUAUUGAUGAGUGGUUUUAUUUAAGCCUGGCAAUUGGAUUUGUGGUUGGAUUUUGGGGGAUUUGGGGUCCAUUGUUCAUCAGCAAGUCUUGGAGACAUACAUAUUUUAGACGCUUGAACUCCUUAUGGCACAAGUUUAAUUGUUAGUAUCUGUUUUCUCUGUAA